This is a messenger RNA of Strongylocentrotus purpuratus (purple sea urchin), 5081 nucleotides long. RefSeq lists its product as uncharacterized. The coding region runs from base 309 to 5081 and encodes 1590 amino acids. The record is from RefSeq and is a predicted model, not a curated record. Lineage: Eukaryota; Metazoa; Echinodermata; Echinoidea; Camarodonta; Strongylocentrotidae. The transcript has 11 exons.
GACGGUCAUCCCCUUUCCUAACGAUUCCGAACGAUUCCUAACCAUUCCUAACCAUUCCUAACGAUUCCUAACCUUUCCUAACACUUUCCUAACACUUUCCGAACAAUUCCUAACACUUUCCGAACUUCCCUACAAAGUGAGCAUGCGCAGAAACUUUUACGACCACCCCGCAUCCCGCAUCCCGACUGUGAUGGUACUUGCACUGAACGUGGUACUUGCACUGAGAUCAUCGGAGCUGAGCUGGAUGUUCAAUGACCGCUGGUCUUCGCCUUCAAUCACGAACUUCGUAGAUAUCUAACGAUUAAGCAAUGACGAAGACUGGGAGACCAGAUAGUUACUGGGAAAAUCUCCUGCGACUAUAUGCUAAAGGGAAGCAUCAUUUUGGUACAGGCCAAGCACCUGGGAGUAGGAGGUGGAAGAAAGUGAGGAAGAGCAUUGAUGAGUGCCCUCUACACAAGAAGCAGACUGUCAAUGUUUUUGGAGCUGCUGUUCCCUGCAAAUGUGGUUACCAUGAGACUCCACAGAAAAGUCAAGAGGCGCCACCACCACCCAUGGUCACCAGCGGGGCACCACACACAUUCCAUCAGGCACCCAAGUCUCUUACCCAGGCCCCACCUGCACACACUGCGGUCAGCCAGCCACCCUCGCCACCAUCGCUACCAUCCACUAGCAAACCCAUUCCACAUGAAGAUCACAUCAAAUGCUCCUUGUGUGCACAAGAGGUGCUGGUCACUGAUUACAGCGACCAUCUUUCUCUCUACCAUGCUCAGACAACCUGUGCUCAGUGUGGCAGAAAAUGCCAGGGAGGAGAAGUUGGAUUGACACAACACAUCGAAGCAACACAUGCAGCCCCACCCACAAGGAUAGCCAGACGAGCUCAGCAGCCAUCACACACCGUCAGUCGGGCACCAGGUGCGGAGUCGCUCCCCCGUUCCGCCCCACGCACCGUCAGUCGGGCACUGGAUGAUGAGUCGCUCCCCCGAUCCGUCCCACACAACGUCAGUCGGGCAUCAGGUGCGAAGUCGCUCCCCCGAUCCGCCCCACACACCGUCAGUCGGGCACCGGACGACGAGUCGCUCCCCCGAUCCGUCCCACUCAGCGUCAGUCGUGCACCAGGUGCGAAGUCGCUCCCCCGAUCCGCCCCACACACCGUCAGCCGGGCACCGGAUGACGAGUCGCUCCCCCGAUCCGCCCCACUCAGCGUCAGUCGUGCACCAGGUGCGAAGUCGCUCCCCCGAUCCGCCCCACACACCGUCAGCCGGGCACCGGAUGACGAGUCGCUCCCCCGAUCCGCCCCACUCAGCGUCAGUCGUGCACCAGGUGCGAAGUCGCUCCCCCGAUCCGCCCCACACACCGUCAGUCGGGCACCGGAUGACGAGUCGCUCCCUCGAUCUGCCCCACCCACCGUCGGUCCUGCAGAGCCACUACCUCGGGCACGACCUGACUUGAAAAGUUUCCUACCAGCGCAGUUCAGGAGGGAGAUUUUGGAGGCCGACCAGGACUGGAUUGCGCACAUAAUAUAUGAUGAUCAAGGACAGUUGAGGGAGACCUUUCCUCAGAAUUGGUUUUUCCCCCCUGCUCCCCCAAAACUAACAGUGUCCCCUCCUAACCCAGGGAGCUACUUUAGGAGAAGAUUAUUUGUUUGGGCUCCUAUGAGAAUGUGGGGCAUCCCACUGAAGUGCCCUACAUGUGCAGUGAAAAUGAACCACUCGGGGAUCUACCCUAAGAUUAGGGAAGUGGUGGACAUCGACACACGUUACUACCUGGUGGGAGGAGAGUACCCACGGUGUAGUCGAUGCAAGCUGCCUCUGUGUCCCUGGAACGAGGACAUCAUCAAGCAGCUUGAUCCAAGCCACAGGCAAGUGUUCCCAGCCAUCUUGACAGCGCACCUGGCCCUGGACAGGAAAUGCGUUACACUAUUGAAGCCACGGACAGAAGGUAACAGCUCCAGCUACUGCCAGCAGGCCCUGGAGGAAAUACACAGCGAGGAGUGGGGGCGGAGAGUUGUCAGCUAUCUAGCUGCUUGUGAUCUCCACAAGAAAGGGGCAACUCUCACCCAGGCUACUGGACAUCAGUACGAGCCACCACUACCAUACACUCCCGUCCCUUUGGCACAGUGGUUCCAGACUGUGCACACAAAUCACAUCCUUGGCCAUCUUCAGGAGCACAGAGGGGUUAUAACAUCUACCUAUGGCCGAAUCCUCAAGAUAGAUUCCACCAAAAAGAUCACAAAGAAACUUGCUGGGGAUGUAGCCCACACUGCCAGCUGGAUGACAAAUGUCGGAAAUGACAUGGGGCAGGUACUCAACUCAGUGUUGACAACUGGCGAGGGUUCUGGCCUUGAUGAAAUGUGCCAGGGUAUUGUGCAUAGAUACCAGGAUGCUAACGUGCCUCAGCCGCAAAUUAUCUAUGUGGACAGAGACUGUUGCAGUAUAUCAGGCAAGCUUCAUGUCCUUACACUGUUUCGUCCGUGGACCUGUGCAGUGAGGUUGGACAUCUUCCACUUCAUGAGAAGAUUCGUUGCAGGCCUCACCACGGAGCACCAUCCUCUCUUUGGCACCUUUCUCUCCAAGCUGUCCAGCUGCAUCUUUGAGUGGGACGCUAGGGAUGUCGGCAAGCUCAGGGAAGCAAAGAGGAGGGAGCUGAAGAAGAGAGGUGGUCGCAAGCCGACAGAGGCACAGGUCUCAGCUGCUAUUACAAGCAGUGAGCUGGCCAAGCACUGUAGGAGGAGGACGCGUGGGGUGGAGGAGAGUAGGCAGCUGAUCCAGGGGCUACUCGACUCCAUGUGGCACCUUACUGACACGCUAGGGGUACCCUUCAUCAACAAGGAGUGUAUGGCCAAAGUGUGGGAGGUGCAGCAGAAGCAUCUGGCUUGCAUCCAGGAUCCUCCAGGGGUGGAAAUUUACACCAAAGUUGGCCAUGUGGUGAAGGGUGGCAAGGAGCUGGAUGUGCUCAAGUGUGGUAGAGGCUCAUCAUCUUUGGAGAGCUUCCAUCGCCACCAGUGUAGUUUCAUUCCUGGUUGGAGGUGCAACGCUGUGCAUACGCAGAUGUACAUGUUGGAGGGUGGGUCACGAUGGGACAUCGACAGAGCCCGAGAAGCUGUGGACUUGGGUGUUGGACGAAGGACUAGGCUGUAUGAUGUGCACUUGAUGAGCAACAUCAACAGCAUGAGCCAGAGGAUCCUCGGCUAUGAGAUUCUUCCCCAGUUCAAGGCACCAAGAAAACCUACUAAUGAGAAAAUCGCUGUGGAAUACAUGCUAGCCCAGUCUGGAAGAGGGGACCUGCUUGCUCCAAUCCUUAGCACUGAAAUUGGGGCCAGUCUGCCAGAUAUCCAGCCAGAAGAUAUCGAGAUGGAUGAUAUCUUGGAUGUUACUGUUUGUGAUGCCCUUGAUGUGAAUAUGAAUAUCCAGCAAAUAUCUAUUCAGGUUCCACAGCACCAGGAAGAAACAUCGAUCGUCACAACUAGGUCUCUACUGGCAAACCAGCCAGCCCUCGCCACCGAACCAGCCCGACUUGCCACCUCAGCCAGACAAAGCCGUCUUGCCACCCCAACCAGACCGGCCCGUCUUUCCACCUCAACCAGGCUGGCCCGUCUUGCCACCUCAACCGAGCCACUCUCGCCUUCACCACCUCCGUCUUCCCUGCAGUCUUCCCCACAUCCUUCGCCUUCACUGUCGGACUUCCCAACCUCGGCCAGACCAUCCCGUCUUUCCACCUCAGCCAGACAAAGCCGUCUUUCCACCCCAACCAGACCGGCCCGUCUUUCCGCCCCAACCAGACCGGCCCGUCUUUCCACCCCAACCAGACUGGCCCGUCUUGCCACCUCAACUGAGCCACUCUCGCCUUCACCACCUCCGUCUUCCCCACAUCCUUCCCCACAGCCUUCGCCAAAACAGGAUGCACGCUAUGACAAUAGAGGGCAACCUGGCUGGGAGGCAGUGGACAACCUGGCUGCCUAUCUGGUGGGUCUGAACAGAACCAUAACGGCACUUUCUGCAGCAGAGAUCGAGGAGAUAAAGAGGCUAUACACCCUCCUGGAUGAUGCAGAUAAGGCCCCCAUGGAAUAUUCUUUGAAAUCAAAGAAACGGACCCUUCUCGGGCCAUGGAGAGCAUCGCGGAAGCGGAGUGGUUCUGUACCUGGACAGCAGGCUGCUGAAAGGUUGUACUUGUCAGGGGGAGUAGCAGCUGAGAGGCCUGACUCAAACAGAGUGUCCGAGUGUAUUUGCCUGCGCCUGUUUAAGGAGUACACUCUGACGAGAAACCGGCCAAAGGACAUCUUAGGAAAGACCCUCCCUAUCCCCCAGGCCAUUGUCCAUUCUUACACACAUAUCAAGCAGCUGGUGGAAGACGGCCCACAGGAGCUUCUACGUACGGACCUGGUGCUGGUCACACUGAACAACACCACGGUCAGCAACUGGCUGAAGAAGCGCCAGGAAAAGACACAAACUUCAAUGCUGCUGCAGGGUGUCACCCUGCCAGACACUGUUUCCCUGGCAGUGGACCCACUACCCCUUCCACGGCAGCGACCCAGCGAGCCAUUGAGACAUGAAGCCCCGAUGGAGUUUGAUGAACCCCCAAACAGGGAAGGCCAAACUGCAGUACGACAAAGAAAAAAGAAGCGGCGAACAGGAAUGGAGGAUACACCCUCUUCCUCAUCUUCAACCAUGCCCUUUCCUCCGACCAUGAUGCCCCCUCCUUUCCCACCAAUCCCCUCCCGCCCAACUACAGGUGCCUGGCCAGGUAUGCAGCCUGGUCAGUUCAGCUGGUACGGACCUCAGCCAUGGCCUGUUUCUUCUCCCCAUCUUCAGGAGGAACAGGAAGCUCCUUCCCCAUCAAGCCAGAUGCCACAAUCCCGGCAGAGAAGUUGGAGGAGAGAGAAGGCUCUCAAGGAGGAUGAGGAGAGAGUGGCGAGGGGUGAGGCACCAAAAAAAAGAUAUUCCAAACGUAAAGAAUGGUAUACCUGUUCUCAGUGCCAAGAGCCUAAAACCAAAGAUACUGGCCACACCCAAUAUAAGGGUAAGUGGUACUGCCCCGCCUCAGGACAGAGUCUUGAAGAGUGGAGGAGUUCACUAAAGAAAUAG